CAUUUACGAGAUACUCUUCAUAGUUUACGUGAUGAUGAAACUUGGUUUCAAGAAAUUAUACGAAGAAUUAGAGACUUGCUUAAGACUGCAUUGAAUAUUACACCAGGAAUUCUGACAAUAGCGGGAGUCAAUCUUCCAAAUGAUUGUUCAAUCUUAUCAAUACUUACUCAAAUACGUCAAAGUUUAAGUUUUAAAUAUCCAGUAGCAUCUUAUUAUAUAGAUUGGAGAAUUAUGUUAAUAAUUCAACACAAUCU
Molecule: messenger RNA, 254 nt
Organism: Rhizophagus irregularis DAOM 181602=DAOM 197198
Lineage: Eukaryota; Fungi; Glomeromycota; Glomeromycetes; Glomerales; Glomeraceae
Source: RefSeq, a predicted model, not a curated record